AUGUCCACAGGGGAAGAGAAACUCCACGAAGCUCAAAAAUAUGUGCUCCUUUAUCUCCCUCCAUACCGACUACUCUGUAUGAUACUCCCUCCAAUUGGAGUCAUCUUCCACAUGUUUCAUAUCAGAGUUCUCCUCCAAAAGCAACUUCGCUCUAUCGCACUUCUCAAAUUCUUAUUGGCUAUCAGUCUCUGUGAUUUCACUUAUCUAGUGGUUCAAUUCAUUGAGGAAUUCUUCAUUUUUUACCUUCGAGUCAAAUUUUUCAAAUUUAACUCAAGAUUUUGUGAAGGCUACGAUUCAUAUGAAAUGCUAGUCCUAAGACUUGCUUUAAUCACUAUUCGCCGUGCUUCCUCCACUGCUAUCAUCCUUCUUUGCCUUGGAUUAGGAGCCUAUCAAAUUUCAAAAUUGAUAUUCUCAGCGGAUAUAUUUCAAGGCAAACCUUCUAAACACUUUGUGAAGCUAUUCUCCUGGACCGCAAUUUUUUCUCUAGUCUUGCAAUAUUUCAUAUUUUUCUACAGUGCUUUUAUUUAUGAAAACCUGGAUUGUUUCGGAUCAAAGCAGAAAAAUAUCGAGAAGCAGUACUCGUAUAUUUUCAUAAACGAUGGAGAUCUUAUUAUUGGAUUUUCAAGUCUCAUGCUGGCUAUAAACGUUAUUCAUCCUAUUGUCUCUGUGCUAGUUAUGUAUUAUCUGUUGAAGUGUACAAAGAAGGCGGAGGACAGGUUUGUGUGGACAUCUGGACCAACAUACAGUACCGUGCAGUUAGAUAAUUAA
Caenorhabditis remanei is the source of this 768-nucleotide messenger RNA. RefSeq lists its product as uncharacterized. The coding region runs from base 1 to 768 and encodes 255 amino acids. The transcript has a single exon. Gene Ontology annotation, molecular function: G protein-coupled peptide receptor activity. Lineage: Eukaryota; Metazoa; Nematoda; Chromadorea; Rhabditida; Rhabditidae. The record is from RefSeq and is a predicted model, not a curated record.